AGCGCCCUCUUGUGGCACAAAACGACUGACUCACUGAGACCGCAUGAUCAAGCUCGAUUCCUAACAAAAAUUCACGAUGUAUCCCGGCGGCGGACAACCGAUUUUGGUCCUUAAUCAAAAUACGAAGCGAGAAAGUGGUCGGAAAGUGCAGCUUGGCAACGUAACGGCAGCGAAGACAAUUGCUGAUGUUAUACGAACAUGUCUGGGACCAAGGGCCAUGUUAAAGAUGUUGAUGGAUCCCAUGGGUGGUAUAGUCAUGACUAACGAUGGAAACGCUAUACUCAGAGAGAUCACUGUACAGCAUCCGGCAGCUAAGUCCAUGAUUGAGAUCAGUCGCACUCAGGAUGAAGAGGUUGGAGAUGGAACUACAUCAGUUAUCAUCUUAGCUGGGGAGAUGAUGGCCGUGUCUCAGCCGUUUCUUGAGCAAGAAAUGCAUCCUACCGUCAUCAUCGCGGCUUACAGAGAAGCUAUGGACGAUAUGCUGGACAUCAUGAAAAACUCAUUCAGCAAAAAGGUUGACGUCACCAAGCGUGAUGAAAUGAUUCAAAUCAUCCAAAGCUGCGUUGGAACAAAGUUCAUCAGCAAAUGGGGCACCUUGGCUUGUGACAUUGCUUAUAAUGCCGUUACCAAGGUAACGCUUGACGAAAACGGGCGUAAGGAGAUUGACAUCAAACGAUAUGCCAAGGUGGAAAAGGUUCCUGGUGGAACCAUUGAGGAUUCUCGCGUCUUGGAUGGCGUGAUGUUUAACAAGGACGUUACCCACCCGCGUAUGCGUCGUCGCAUUGAAAACCCUCGCAUCAUGCUCCUAGAUUGCUCUCUGGAGUACAAGAAAGGCGAGAGUCAGACGAGUCUAGAAAUUAGCAGGGAAGAAGACUUCACCCGCAUCUUGCAGCUUGAGGAGGAGUAUAUCCAGCGUGUCUGUGGGGAGAUCAUAGCUCUCAAACCGGACUUGAUUAUCACAGAGAAGGGGGUAUCGGACUUAGCCCAACAUUAUUUGGCUAAAGCAAAUAUCACGGCAAUCCGACGACUACGAAAAUCAGACAACAACAGAGUAGCGAGAGCCUGUGGCGCUACCAUCGUCAACCGUACUGACGAGCUGAGAGAGGAAGAUAUCGGAACGGGAGCCGGGCUGUUUGAGGUCGAGAAGAUCGGGGAUGAAUAUUUCACCUACAUCACCAAGUGUAAGAACCCAAAGGCCUGUACCAUUUUGCUGCGGGGUGCUAGCAAGGACAUCUUGAACGAGGUGGAGAGGAAUCUCCAAGAUGCGAUGAAUUCAGCUCGUAACAUCAUAAUGGAGCCUUACCUGGUACCCGGCGGUGGCGCCAUUGAAAUGGCACUGUCUCAUGCAUUGACAGAGAAAGCCAAGGGUAUAACCGGUGUCCAGCAAUGGCCGUACCGCGCCGUAGCCUCGGCAUUGGAGGUCAUCCCUAGGACUCUUAUACAAAACUGUGGAGGGAGCACAAUACGUACACUCACCGCACUCAGGGCUAAGCACGUUGAGGCCAGUAACUUUGCCUGGGGAAUCGACGGUGAGAAGGGAACUAUUGUGGAUAUGGAGGAGAAGGGAGUCUGGGAUCCGUACGCUGUCAAGGCGCAGACUUACAAGACGUCCAUUGAGACGGCCAUGUUGUUGCUUCGCAUCGACGACAUCGUUUCGGGAACAAAGAAAGCCUCGGGAGGCGAGGGAGCGGGCAUGGCCGCGCCGACGACCGGUGCCGCAGGGGUGGAAGGCAUGGAGUAAUCCCAUCAUGCAUCUGGCUUCCUGCUAUGCGUUGUGCUCUCAGUGUAACCAAACCCGUCAACUUUAACGUCACUCGUUUAUAGUGCAUCUAUAUACUAGGUCUUGUUCCCCGCCUUCUAUGUGGGCGAUCACAUUGGGUGGGAUAUUGCUCAUUGCCACCAUUCCUUUUCAGUUUGUUAUAUAAAAAUUCCACACACUCUAAAUUUCAAACCUUCAAGAAACACACUUAUAUUGAUGAUUUCCCAUAAACUUUUAAACAUUAAGAUUAUCAAUUUCUGAACAUCACCCAUAUUCCACUUUUUUUUUUUUCAAAUUCAAAUUUCUACCUAUUUAAAGAAAUUUCAAACAAAAAAAGAUUCCACACUCCAAAUUAUGCAUAUUAAUACUGCACACACCUUGAUUUGGAAAGAAUGUUGCAUCCCGACGCCAGCUUUUUCAUCAUAAUUAUAUCAUCUCAGUGAAGGUCAGCCAUUGCAAAUUGUUGAAAAGACAUGAAUCUGGGACUGAGAAACAUUUCCAAUUUUGUGGGAAAAUAGGCCUACUUUGAAAAUGCACUCAAUCGACUCUCCUUCGACAUUGUACACAACCAAAGCAAUGGCAUCUGGAUACUGCAUUCUUUCCCGUUAUUUUGUUGUUCAUGUAAAUUGCCAUGUCGUGGUGACAAAUUGUGUAGUUGGGGGGGGGGGGGAGCAGUAUUUGAACAUGACCAGAAAUUCCUUUAAAACAGCUGUCCUAAUCAAAGUACCGCUUUGUAAUGCUGUCGGGCAUAUUAGAAUUGAUAUGUGGAGUAUAACACAUAUUAUAAGCACUGUGCUAGCUUUGAGCGAUACAAUCAAAAUGACAGCCCACUUCAAUGCUGGAUAGAACGCUUAAUAAUGGAGGGUUUAACAUGUAAAGUAAUUACUGUAGCUUGCCGUGUCGUCAUUUAGGAACAUGUAGCUGGAGUAUCGCCGUUGUUGUGUGUUGCCACGGUAACAGAAACAAACCACCGUUACAAGUCUAAAAUACCUUUCAGAAUUUGUUGUGGGUUUGCCAAAAAAAAGAAAUCCCAAACACUUUAUUUUCCUCACUUGGUGAUUACAACUAACUGUUUUAACCAUUUUUGACAAAUAAUAUUUGUAAACGGAGCGUCAACUUUUGUUUUAUGUUGCCACGGUAACCAGUAAAAACAAACCACCAGAUAUCUUUAAUUUUCCCAUUAUAUAUGCUUCAUGAUAUUUUGUGGUUGGUUGGCGGGAUAAUCCUCGAACUCUCGAUUCUCUUCACUUGUGAUAUUAAAAUUAAUUGUUUCUGAGAAGCACGGUUCGUUAUUUUUUGGUACUAUAUUUAGCUUGUUUAACCUCAAUUUGCCCGGGGCUGCUGAGCGGACUACAAAGGAAAAUCAAUAAAUGUAUUAAAGCGUUUGGAAAUUCUA
Messenger RNA from Patiria miniata (bat star), 3155 nucleotides. RefSeq names its product T-complex protein 1 subunit gamma-like (gene cct3). NCBI's taxonomy places the organism in Eukaryota, Metazoa, Echinodermata, Asteroidea, Valvatida, Asterinidae. Gene Ontology annotation, molecular function: ATP binding; ATP hydrolysis activity; ATP-dependent protein folding chaperone. The coding region runs from base 77 to 1741 and encodes 554 amino acids. The record is from RefSeq and is a predicted model, not a curated record. Gene Ontology annotation, biological process: protein folding. The transcript has 16 exons. Gene Ontology annotation, cellular component: chaperonin-containing T-complex.